This is a messenger RNA of Folsomia candida, 2834 nucleotides long. RefSeq names its product EF-hand domain-containing family member C2. Lineage: Eukaryota; Metazoa; Arthropoda; Collembola; Entomobryomorpha; Isotomidae. Gene Ontology annotation, biological process: regulation of neuron projection development. The record is from RefSeq and is a predicted model, not a curated record. The transcript is spliced from 12 exons. The coding region runs from base 1 to 2682 and encodes 893 amino acids. Gene Ontology annotation, cellular component: microtubule.
AUGAAUUUUCAAACUACAUACCAAGGAGGUCAGUUGGAUCGAGCUCUGGCCAAGAGUUUGCCAUGUCUUCCAGGAUACAGCUUCAAUUUGAAUGUUGGAGCGGACCGUUUCCAAAGACCAGGUCAUUGGGGGUUCAACCAAGAUGUCCGAAUAAUUAGUGAGGUCGAAGGGUAUCGACCAAGAGCUGGGAUAGGAUUGGAUACUCCCGAACCACGCACACGACCUGGAAUUGGAGGUAUUUUGCCACCACCGUGGGCCCCUGUCAGGACAGGACCUGACCAUUCCGUCUUUCCCCGAGGUCACGGAAUGUCCAGAAAGCCUACGUGGUUGGAGUUUGACAAGAAAGUCCUAACAUUCGAUACAUAUUAUCAAGAGCCUAUCCCAGAGUCAGGGAUGGAAAAUUAUCGGAUUCACCAGUGUAAACUCUAUUUUUUCUUGGAGGAUGACACUGUACAAGUGAUUGAGCCAAAAACUCACAAUUCGGGAAUUCCGCAAGGACAGAUUGUUCGACGCCACCGGAUACCACUUCCGUCGCCUUGCGAGGGCCAAUACUUUACCCUGGAGCACUUCAACGUUGGCUGCGAAGUCACUUUGUAUGGAAAAGUGUUUUUCAUUUGCGGCUGUGAUGGCUUCACUCGAAAAUUUCUCAAUCGGCUCGGAAUUUCAGUGCCGCAUAAUAUGGAACUUCCCGUGGACCCUGCUACAGAGAAACUCGUUGAUAGAAAGACGAGCCAGUUUGCUAGGAAGCCACACCACGUUGUUGAUACGCGUGGGCCGUUUAUCCGUCAUUCUGAUCAUGUUCUCAGAUUUUGGUCGUAUUGGGACGACCGCUGUAAAUUGUAUGGAGACCUUCGACAGUUUAUCAUCCACUACUUUUUGGGCGAUGACACAAUGGAAAUCCGGGAGAUAUUGCGCCCUAACUCUGGAUAUGAAGCGUACCCAUUAUUUCUUCGGCGAAGCAAAAUUCCAAAGAACCCUGAAAACUUGGUUGGACUUCCGGGAGAAAAGACCCCUUUGACAAUUCUCAACGUUUUUGGGUCAAUGUAUGGAACCAAAAAUAAAAAGGCACACUUUAUGGUGGACAAUUUGGGAAGUUCUUCAAAUGACAGUGACUUUUACAAAGACAAUGAUUUGUCAAUUGGAGCUGUCUUAAAUGUUUAUGGACGCCCGUUCAUCUUGACAACAUGCGACGAGUUUACUAAGCAAUAUUAUAAAGACCGAUACCAAGUUGAGGAUUUUACGCCCUUGCAGUUAAAUGAAGCACUAGAACGGGAAAUUCCGGCUCCCAAACCACCUCCAUAUUUAGGUUGGGGUCAGGAAGAUGAUCUCGGGAUGUGGAAGAGCCUGGAAAUGAAAGCUCAUGUAAAAGAUUACCGCAAGCAAGCAGAAUUUGAAAAAGACAUUAUUCGCUUUGAAGCCAAGUUUCAUAAUGCCUUGCAAGGGGUAAAUAAGUCGCGUCGGUUCGUCAUCAACUACUACAUGAGCGAUGAUACUAUCCAAGUAUUUGAAAAAGAACAUCCAAACUCAGGAUUGCCAAAGGGGAAUUUUCUGCUUCGAAAUCGCGUCAAGAAACCUGGUCAUCAACCAGAAAUUGGCAACGACCCAGAAUUCUAUGCGCCUAAAGACCUCUAUGUUGGCAACAUUAUAAACAUCAAUGGAUACAGUUUUCAGUUGAUUGAUGCUGAUGAAUUUUCUUUAUGCUACAUGGAAGCCAACAAGCACCUCUUUCCCCACGCCAACAUUUGCGUUUGUCUGGAAAAAUUCCGAGAAGCGAUUGGGCCUUUGCAAGGAGAAGACGUCCUGAAAUGCUUUUCCGAGCAUGAUACUUGCCUUCAAGGGGUGAUGGAUACCAGGAACUUUCGAUCCCUUUUGCUUCAAAUUUCAAAAUGCGGCCUGAGUGAACAUGAACUUUUGACGCUAACUCGAUGCUAUGCUGCCAAAAGUGAACCUCCCGGAACUGAUUUUCAAACCCUUCAAGCCGUGGCGCAAACGGAACUGAGGCGAUUCCACUUUGACAGGACACUCUUAGCCAGAGUUGAAUAUACCCUACGGUAUCACGACCCUUGUCGGACUGGGCGAGUUGACAGAGAGACGCUAAGAGCUACGUUGAAAGGAGCAAAAUUGCCACUUUUCAAGGAAUUGUUGGAUUACAUGGUGGACAAGUUCCCUGCACCGGACGAUGAUUUGUGCAACCGUGUUGAUUACUGUCAAUUUCUAAAAUUCUUGGACUGGGAAAUGAAUGCUGCCCCAAUUACAAAGCCUGCAGCUAAUCAAUGCGUCAUGAAAUGGGUGGAACCGAAACCACCCAUGAAAAUCCUGUGCGUAAAUUAUCGAGCCUUUUUGGACGACGUAUGUCCCAACAUCAAGUGUUCCUUGCCUGCCGUCUGUUGCUGUUGCAACGAGAACAAAGCUUGCCCUCAACACCCUCGACAAACAGAGGAUGAGAACACAAACUAUUGUCCGCAGCCCGACCAAAAAUGCAAUCAACAAAUGGAGCCCUGUGGUCCACAAGAGCCUGUCACCGUUUACGUUCAGCCUUGUAGCAUCACUUACACGGAGGGGAAUCAGCACAAGUGCGCACCAGGAGCGCAAAAAUGUUUCGCUAAUCAAGGCGAGAAUAAUGAAGAUUGUGGAGAACCAAUACCAACUUUUUCGUGUGCUCCUUGUGGAGGAACUAAUUGAAUUUGAUACUGAAAUUCCAAUCUUCCUCUCAUCUCUAGGUUAAUUUAUUACGACUGCUUAUAUGAGGCUGUGAUGAUGGGGUUUGCACAUUUGUAAGUCAUGUUAAGAACCAAAUAAAAUACACAUACUACACACGCAUAUUAUUAUUCAAU